Messenger RNA from Tricharina praecox, 2425 nucleotides. RefSeq names its product Sds3-like-domain-containing protein. Lineage: Eukaryota; Fungi; Ascomycota; Pezizomycetes; Pezizales; Pyronemataceae. The record is from RefSeq and is a predicted model, not a curated record. Gene Ontology annotation, cellular component: Sin3-type complex. Gene Ontology annotation, molecular function: histone deacetylase binding. The coding region runs from base 136 to 2244 and encodes 702 amino acids. The transcript is spliced from 5 exons. Gene Ontology annotation, biological process: negative regulation of transcription by RNA polymerase II.
GCGCGAUCUUCCUCGUAGAUCCUCCAAUCCGCCUUCUCGCGUAUUCGACUUUCCUGCUCGAAGGCAUCCACCCCCCCUGCGCGGCCUACAGAACGCGAAAAAAUCAAAGCCAACAAGUACCAAGAGCGUUAUCGGAUGGCACCAGACGCAGGAGGGCCUUCCGUGAAAUCCGCAACUAUCGCUGCUGGACGACUGGAGAGCUCCUACCAGAGAACGGCCAGUCCCCUGUCCAACAAAGUUGCUGCGAACGCGGUUCUCUCAGCGUCCGCACAGACCCGGACUACGCCUACGAAACGACGGAACGAUUUCCAAAACGACCGAGACUCCGAUUCUAGCCUGAGCGACUUCGAAGUUGCCGACUCCGACGCCGAAACCGAACGGCUACACAUCUCACCCCAGAAGCAACGACCCGGCCAGAUGGUACAACACACGAGCAGCUCCGUGGUCACGACAGAGACAAUGGCGUUUGAGAUACCGGUUGCUAAGGAGGGAAUUUUCAGACCUGCUACCGCAGACACGACCGACGAUCAUGCUGUGCACUCGUCUCCAGGAACGCCCACACGCAGUGCGAGCAAGAAGCGAAAGCGAGAAGAAAUUUCACCGGCUCCACAGCUGCUGCCUUCCGAGGUUACAGAAAAUAGCAAGUCGGUACAGCCUCAUGCUCCCCCGAAAAAGAAAGUUUACGCGCCGGACACACAACAAGAGGCUCUGGGGACUGCGAAACCGGCCGCCUCGGAACACAAAGACCAACACACGACCGCAAAUGGUGCUCCGUGUUCUCCCAAGAGUGCAGCGGCGACCAACGGUGCUACCGGCCACCCACUGAACGAGUCCACCAGCAAAGCUGCUACCGAAGGUCCUAUGGACAUCGAUCAGCAGCCGGAUGACGAUGCUGAGGAUGAGGACACAGAUCAACCGCCUUCCGCUCCGGCGGAGGAAGAGCCAGGUGAGUCCGUAGAUGUAGCUCCCGAUGAUGAUGAAGGUGCCGAAGAAGAGGCUAAGAAACUGAAAGCCAUAGAAGAUCUGGCGGAGAUUGAGAAGAUUUUUGCAAAGCUUAAGGACAGCAUAUACAAUGAUAAGCUUCAGCGAGUCGAGAUUGAAAUGAAGAUGUUGGGAGAAGGCACCCAUCCCGAGUACGUAGCACAGAAGAAGUGCAUCGAUGAGCGACUGGAGGAGAAGGUCCGAUUAGCGGAUGCCCAAUACCGAUACGCGAUGGAGUCACUGCAUACCUCGACGAAAGUCAACAGGGCACAGGUACAUUCUCAAUAUUUCCAGCAGACUCGACAACUGCGGGAGGAGUCGUUGUACAACUGUAGCGAACUGUGGUAUGAAAUCCAACGUGAACGUCGUGCAAGUGAAGCAUUGGUUCCAGAGUACACUUUCAGGAUACCCGACAGACAGAGUACCAGAGUCAAACAGCGGAUGCAGUACAAUUGGGAGGUCACAUUGCUCCAGGGAAUCCAGCAGCACAUUGGAUUUCCCGCCGCGCCGGAUGUUGAUGGUGCCACAGAAGAUGAGAAGGCUGAAGAUUUGGAGGCUCUGGGGAUCAAUCCACGCGCGGUCGCUGCUCGCUCAGUUGCGCCUCCCAGCGUAAUGCGGAUGGAUGACAUCGCCCCACAUAAUUGGGUGCAUGCUCACUCCCCGCCAUCCCCUGUGAUCCAUACUGCAGCUUCCCAGCAGAUGCAGCAACAGACGCACCCCGCUACUGCUGGUACCCACAUCCACCAUCACCACCACCGACAUCGCCAUUCGGCUCAGCAAGGAUUCCAGAGGCCGCAACAACACCAGCAGGAGCAGCAGCAGACGAAUUACUCUGCACCGCCGCCACCUCAACCGUCGCGACGUGGUCCGUCCAGCAGCAACCUUGGUCCACCACCGUCGUCGUCGGCUUCGUUGGCGUCGCUUCUCCAUCCGCCGCAGCCCGAGAGUAGCGUCAAGAUGGAGGCUCAGGCAUCCCAAACUUCGCUGCCUCCGUUUAAGAACACCGAGGCAUUUUCGAACUUUUCCUCACAUCCACAGCAGCAGCAGCGUCAAUCGCCUUACUCGAUGGCCCACAUUCAGCACCCUUUCGGGCGGACUACUGGUAACGAGCACCAGCAGCACGUACCCUACCGACUGGAGGGCGGACGUAGUCCAACUCCUGGAGAGAGGAUGCACAGAAUGAAGGAGGAGCUUAGCCAGACCACUGAGCGGAUGCGUGGCUCACUUUACCGACCCGGCGGAGGAGGAUUGGGUUACUCAUAACCAUGUGCGAUACGAUGCGAGAGUUUUUUGAUGCCUCUUUGUUUCUUGUGCGAGCAACCACAAUAUAUCCGGGUUUGGAAAGGUAAUGUCUGUCUGUUGUCUGUACUUUACGGGGUUUCAUUUGGUUAGUGGCGAUGGGAUCCGGUCCGGGGGUCGGUCACUUUUGUUUUCUGCUCUCUGU